AUGGCUUCCGACGCGUCGCAGAAGAUCGCCAUCAUCAGCGUCUUCAACAAGACCGGCCUUCUCGAUCUGACCAAGGGUCUCGUCAAGAACAAUGUGAGGGUCCUGGCCUCCGGCGGCACCGCCAAGAUGAUCAGGGAGGGUGGCUUCCCUGUCGAGGACAUCUCCGCCAUCACCAAGGCCCCCGAGAUGCUGGGCGGCCGCGUCAAGACGCUGCACCCGGCUGUCCACGGCGGCCUUCUCGCCCGUGAGGUCCCUUCGGACCAACAGGACCUUGCCGACCAGAACAUCAAGAAGAUUGACUUCUGCAUCUGCAAUCUCUACCCCUUCCAGGAGACCGUUUCCAAGAUCAACGUAACCAUCCCCGAGGCUGUCGAGGACAUCGACAUUGGCGGCGUCACCCUGCUCCGUGCUGCCGCCAAGAAUCACAGCAGGGUCACCAUCCUGUCCGACCCGGAGGACUACCACGACUUCCUCACCGAGCUCGAGCAGAAGGGUGAGAUUUCCGAGCAGAAGAGGCAACUUUACGCUCUGAAGGCCUUCUCCCACACUGCCGACUACGACACUGCCAUCUCCGACUUCUUCCGUAAGCAGUACGCUGGCGAUGGCACUCAGCUUGCCUCCCUGCGCUAUGGUACCAAUCCCCACCAGAAGCCCGCCGCUGCCUUCGUCCGUGAUGGCCACCUUCCUUUCAAGGUCCUCGGCGGUGCUCCUGGUUAUGUCAACCUUCUUGAUGCCCUGAACGCCUGGCCGCUGGUAAAGGAGCUUAAGAACGCUCUGAACCUCCCAGCUGCUGCUUCCUUUAAGCACGUCUCUCCUGCUGGUGCUUCCAUCGGCGUUCCGCUUUCUGAGGCCGAGAGGAAGGUGUACAUGGUCGAUGACAUUGAGGGAAUCGAGAAGUCCGGCCUCGCUCAGGCUUACGCUAGGGCUCGUGGUGCCGACCGCAUGUCCAGCUUCGGCGACAUGAUCGCUCUCUCUGAUGAGGUCGACAUCCCUACUGCUAAAAUCAUCUCCCGCGAGGUUUCUGACGGUGUCAUUGCCCCCGGCUAUCAGCCUGAAGCUCUUGAGAUUCUCAAGAAGAAGAAGGGCGGCAAGUACCUUGUUCUCCAGAUGAACCCUGAGUUUGAGCCUCCGGCGAUGGAGACUCGCACCGUCUACGGCAUCAACCUUACGCAGCACCGCAACGAUGCCAAGGUCACGCCUACCACCUUCAGCACCAUCAUCACCCCCAAGGAUGGCAGCCUUCCCGAAUCGGCUCUUCGUGACCUUACCGUUGCUACCAUUGCUCUCAAGUACACUCAGUCCAACUCGGUCUGCUACGCUCUUAAUGGUCAGGUCGUUGGUCUCGGUGCCGGCCAGCAGAGCCGCAUCCACUGCACUCGUCUUGCUGGCGACAAGGCUGACAACUGGUGGAUGCGUUUCCAUGAGCGUACCCUCAACCUCAAGUUCAAGAAGGGCACCAAGCGUCCCGACAAGAGCAACGCCAUCGAUCUGCUCUGCAGCGGCUCCGUUCCCGAGUCGGGUCCUGAGCGCGAGGAUUUCGAAGGCUUCUUUGAGGAGGUUCCUAAGCCUUUCACCAAGGAGGAGAGGGCUGAGUGGCUUUCCAAGCUCAGCGAGGUUGCUGUCAGCAGUGACGCUUUCUUCCCCUUCAUCGAUAACGUCUACCGUGCCGCCCGCACUGGAGUCAAGUACAUUGCCGCCCCCAGCGGUUCGCAGAACGACCAAUUCGUCUUCUCAACCGCUGAGAAGCUCGGCAUCACCUUCGUCGAGCAGCACAUCCGCCUGUUCCACCACUAA
Messenger RNA from Lasiodiplodia theobromae, 1794 nucleotides. RefSeq names its product Imp cyclohydrolase. The coding region runs from base 1 to 1794 and encodes 597 amino acids. Gene Ontology annotation, biological process: 'de novo' IMP biosynthetic process. Gene Ontology annotation, molecular function: phosphoribosylaminoimidazolecarboxamide formyltransferase activity; IMP cyclohydrolase activity. NCBI's taxonomy places the organism in Eukaryota, Fungi, Ascomycota, Dothideomycetes, Botryosphaeriales, Botryosphaeriaceae. The transcript is spliced from 7 exons. The record is from RefSeq and is a predicted model, not a curated record. Gene Ontology annotation, cellular component: cytosol.